CUAAAUAAUCAUGGAUCAUUUACAGACAUGUAACGGUUUGUGUUCUAUUUAAGGUUUUAACUUUUCUUCUGCUCCUUGUUACUUAUCUUUCACCUGAUGUUGACAUGUUUAACUACAUCUAAUGGCAGGGAAUUUUAUGUUGAGAAGUCAGUAGUCAGAAGGUUACUGACUGUCAGGUCUCUGUUAUAAUAAUGACUUGCUGGUUAGCUUAAUUUUUCCACUGCUUAAACUUUACAGUGAAAUGUAAAUUUGUGUGCUCAGUGUAGAGUGAAUAUUCCGGUUUGGCUGAUUACUGAAUCUGUGCCUUUAAAGCACCGGAUCUGGAUUUCCCAUUACCACCCACAUAAACACGCCCAACUGACUGUAUUGUAGCUUCCUGUUACACACAAACACACAGCUGCAGAAAUGUCACAGAGAGGACUCUUCUGCCAGUCUCAGGCCCCCAACUUAAUAAAACCUUUUUUAUUCUGUAUCUCUGCUACGUACACGAUCUAAAGGGACUGGAACUGGAGGUCAGUGCAGUGUUUAACUGAAGAACAGGAGCAUGGAGAGUCUUCCUUUUGACCUAAACUGGACUUUGGAUACGUCAAGGUGGAAAACCAGUGACAAUCCAGUAAGAAAUGGAGAUGCAUUAGACUUGGGCUAUGGCAGCCUUAACUGGGCAUCCACAAAAAGUCGGCCUCAUAACGAUAACGAUACAAAAGAAGAAGCAGACAAGUCAAGCACCCCUUCUGAUCAGGUAGAAAAGCAAAUGAAAGUAGACUUUUUCCGCAAACUUGGCUACUCUUCAGAGGAAAUCCAAGCAGUCCUUCACAGUCUUGGUGUACAGGCAGAUACCAAUUCGGUACUUGGGGAAUUGGUCAAACAUGGAGCAAAUCCAGAAAGAGAUCCAAAUCCUGAGGAGCCCUCAGAAACCCUUUUGGUUUCUAGAGGUGUGUUGGGAAGCAGGUGUGCCCCUUCGGUAGCUUCAAGUGAAGACAACAAGACAAGUGAUGGCAACAACUUAAGGCCAAUUGUCAUUGAUGGCAGCAACGUGGCAAUGAGUCAUGGGAACAAACAAGUCUUUUCAUGCCGUGGGAUUCUCCUUGCUGUCAACUAUUUCUUAGAAAGAGCACAUACAGAUAUCACAGUGUUUGUACCCUCAUGGAGGAAAGAGCAGCCUCGCCCAGAAAUGCCUAUUACAGACCAACAUAUUCUGGGUGAGCUGGAAAAACAGAAGAUUGUUGUCUUCACACCAUCACGCCGGGUGGGAGGAAAACGUUUGGUGUGCUAUGAUGAUAGAUUCAUUGUUAAACUGGCCAUUCAGUGUGAUGGGGUUAUCGUAUCCAAUGACACAUACAGAGAUCUCCAGAGUGAGAAGGUCGAGUGGAAAAAAUUCAUAGAGGAGCGUUUACUUAUGUAUUCAUUUGUUAAUGACAUAUUUAUGCCACCAGAUGAUCCUUUAGGAAGACAUGGGCCAAAUUUGGAAGACUUUCUCAGAAAAAAACCUUUAGGGCCAGAAAACAAGAAAGUUCAGUGUCCUUACGGUAAAAAAUGUACGUAUGGAAUUAAAUGUAAAUUUUAUCAUCCCGAGAGGAUCAACCAACCUCAGCGUUCUGUAGCAGAUGAGCUUCGUGAAAAUGCAAGGCUUUCUCCUACCAAAUCUGCACUUUACUAUCCAGUAGAUGACAGAAAAUCUAGGAAGAUAUCAUUGGUAGAUGUUCCACCCUUAGACUCUGAAACUACACACUUGCAGAAGCUACCUGUUGAGAGGACCAGUUCACUACAAAAGAACAGAGUUGUGGACAACAUGGCAGCAAAGCAGUUUUUUUAUAAUAGCAAGUCAACCAGUUCAAAGGACUCACUUGUCCGUAACUCUCUUGAUUCUGGCAUUGAGGUGUGGGCCAGUGUAUCAAACAGCUAUUGUGAAAGUUCUCAUGAACCUGUAGUCUAUGGAGAUUACUGUAACUGUGCUCAGAGACAUUGUUGUCAGCACAGACAUGAUUUGGACACUGAUGGCUGUCAACCCUAUAGCUGUGUGUCGCGCAGCCACAGUUCAGCACCUUAUUUCCCAUAUAAUGCACCUUCUCAAUGGCCACCCCAAAACACAUCACACCCGAUAUAUAGAGAACUACCUAAAACAGGCACAAAUAGCAACCGUAGUCUUCCAAAUGAAUAUAACCCCCCUCCAGGACACUCACUUGAGUUCUGGUCAGAGCCAAAUCCAAUCCUGUCCUCUAGUAGACAUCAAAGUAGUUACCCAGUUUAUCAACAAACUCCACCUUCUGCUACUGAUUUGCCCCAGUGGUCUAGUUCUGAUCCCUUUUCAGCUGAGCGAUUAAGUGUGCGCACUAAAUUGUGUGCAAUCUUUCAUCCCUCAUUAGUGGAUGCUGUAAUGAGAAAUUUCCCGCAACUGCUGGAUCCACAAACUUUAGCAGCUGAAAUAUUUGCUUACAAAUCCCAGCACAAGAUGUGAAAGCAAACCAAAGAAACCCCUAAAUAUGGGUCUGAUUUCAAUAGAAGUUAGCAACAAACCCGCCAUUCCAUGGUGUCGCUUUUCUUCUUGUUUAGUAACAAGAUAUGACAGAGACUAAGGUUAGGAAUGGUUAUGAAGCUAUGACCAGAAAGUAAGUAGACAUUUACUGGUAAUGGUGAAAAGACAAAAGCACUUUUAAAGGGUUGUAUGUAAUAUAAAAGCUAUUACAUAAAAAGCAAUGUGCCCUGGUGCAAGUUGUUGUACAUAGCUAGUGGAUUGUUUCUGUAGAAGCUUCCAAGCAGUUUUACAUGCUAAAUGGGGCAACUAAGAAUAUACUUGCCAAACAAAGUAAAAGCAAGUGAUAUCCAUAUGGAGGUGUGAGAGCAAAUUAGAGAGAUAGAGAGCAAGAAGUAGAUAUUUUAGACGGUAGACUACAUAAGGUAGUUCACUUGUACCCGAAUAACAGCCAUAAUUGUUCAGAUAGUAUAAUAAGAAAAUAUUGUGAGCAAGAUGUCUUGAAAAAUAAGGAUUAAAAUAGAAUAUAUAAGGUAAAAAGAGGCAAUAGGAUCAGGUGGAGAGAAGAGACAACACCAGUCAUGCAAAAACUGGUAUAUUGCUUUGGUAAUUGCACCGAAGAUACAAAGCUGGGCAAGAUUGUUAUUUCAGGCUGGAGUAGUAAAAGAAGUCGCCUUCAAGGUCUAUCUUUCUAAAACAAACUGGACUACAGAAUUCAGGACAUAUAUAAUAUAUUAAUUUGUUACUGUAUACAGCAGUUUGUUUCAGUGAUUUUGAGAUGAAUGUUUCUAUUUUUGCCACACAUUAGAUCUCAGCUUUUCAUUUACAACUAAAAAAUAGCUUAAAAUCCAAAACCAGAUAUUUUAAGUUUUCUCGUCUAUAAAGAAAGCACACAAGCAAACCUUUCUGUUUUGGCACAGAUACAUAUAAUGAUAAGAUUCUUGAUCUAAAAGAAUUGAUUUGCUUACAGGGGCUGCAAUGCAAGAUGUGUAGGCAGGCUUGAGACUCUAUAUAUUCUCUGUAUUUUCCACAGAGUACCUUGAAUGCAUAUUUUCAUAGGGUUUAUCCCACUACAAACUAUUAUGUUUUAGCUGUCCUGGAUGUUUGUCCGGUAUUCAGUCAUGUUGGAUUUUUGACAAUGCACAAUGAAUGACUGCACAUCUAAUAUACGUUUCAUAUAUAAUUUUAUAUUGUUAAUUGGUGUAAUUUUCUUAACCUCAUGUGUAAAUCAUCAUGCAAAGAAACAAUUGUCUUGGGGCAGUUGGUAAGUUGAUACAUAUUGUAUCUAAAUGUAAAACUCCAGUACUUAAUCAAUGAUUACAUUAAUAAAGGGGAAACAUGGACCAAUUCAACUGAAACAGUUUUCUGUCUCAGCUAUGAGACAUUCAGUUAGCGUUUGGAACAUUGUUUCAGUGCUAAUUCCCUUAUAUCACUUCCUAUAUGGAGGAUAGUAAACUCUGACAUGAAAUAUUGCACACUGUAUUGUUGUGUCCUCCCUGCCACUAAUGGUGAUCAUUAGAAUUGGUUGACUAAGCACUAUGUGCUACUUGGCCACAAAGGAGAAAAUCCUUCUGCAUUAUGUUAAUUACAAACAUUACUAAUAGGUAAUGUAUUAACAGAGUAAGCAAAACAUGCUUUUUAUUAUUGUUUUGUAUAUAAUUUGUUCAUUUAAUUGAAAUAUUGUUUUACUGGGUAAGAGCACUUGAUCAGGCGAUGCCCUGGUCAAGCGGUUAGCUAUUUGAUAUGUGACGCAACCACUGAUGUGUUACUUCCGGAAGUGAUUGUGAAAUAAAUGUUCUAAAUUUCAUUAAA
Molecule: messenger RNA, 4282 nt
Organism: Xenopus tropicalis (tropical clawed frog)
Lineage: Eukaryota; Metazoa; Chordata; Amphibia; Anura; Pipidae
Gene: zc3h12a
Product: zinc finger CCCH-type containing 12A
Exons: 6
Coding region: 545-2455 (636 amino acids)
Cellular component (GO): PML body; nucleolus
Molecular function (GO): metal ion binding
Source: RefSeq, a predicted model, not a curated record